This is a messenger RNA of Lepisosteus oculatus (spotted gar), 1976 nucleotides long. RefSeq lists its product as uncharacterized. The record is from RefSeq and is a predicted model, not a curated record. Lineage: Eukaryota; Metazoa; Chordata; Actinopteri; Semionotiformes; Lepisosteidae.
AAAAAAUGAGCAUGUAUAUUUCACGUCCCUAAAACACCUUACAGCAUCCACGGCAUUCGCAAGAGCAAGUGAUGAUGAUCACGGAGCAUCUCUUCAGCCGCCGUCAGUUACGACAUCAGUACAACCAAUGGCAUUGUAAAAUAUUCAUUUCCAUUACUGCUGAGCGGUGCCUCGGAUGUCUGUGUGUAUAGAAUGCAGGAAGGAGUGUGAUGAGAGUACGAUCAGGAAAGCAAGAGGGAUUGAUACCGUUGAAUGUGCGCUUUUUUCAUGAAAGAAAAAGUAAAUUCGAGAUACCCACAGGACAAACGUCACCAGAAGACAAGGGGUUAGGUAGAAGAUUCAGAAGCUUUGUCUUGGGCUGAGUUUGUGUCGAAGACGUCUUUCAGCGUGCCUUCUGGCUGUGUCCGAGCAGUGGCGAGUUCCCUCAGCUAGAGUUCAUAUCGCCGUACUCGAUGCAAACGGUUCCCGUUUAACUUGAGAGCAAGUCUGCAGAGGUACCGGGAGGGUCCGGACUGAGCUGCCCCAGACAUGCAGAUCCUGGGUGGGAUCUUCGCCGCCACGCUGUCCUGCCUGGUCUGGAUGGCCAUGCCCAGCUUCCUGCGGAGCGAGUUCAAGCUGGCCUACGUGACGGACUUCAGCCUCUACACCUGCACGUGCCUCCGGCCCCUCCGGGCCUGCGGGAGGAUCAACGCCAGCGAGUGCGACUGCGACGACCACUCGUUCUCCGCCCUGCAGCGCUCGGGCAGCUCCGGCCUCGUCCACGGCACCCACAUCACCGUGUGGUACACCUCCCCGCUCAAUGUCGCCCUACUCCUCAACAACUCGGAGGUGCACCACCUGUCCCUGGUGAAGUGUGAUGCCGCGGGGGGGAAGGCGUUUUCGUACGAUUACUUCGCGGUCCAGCGGCUCGAGAAGCUGUCCGUUGCGUACCCACACUGGCACGCGGACCCCUCCAGCCACGAUGUCGUGAUUGGCAGGGAGCCGGCGGGGCCCCUCCCUGCGGAGGCCAGGGUUGCGAUCAUCCACCUUUCCGUUCUGACAGGGAAACGGACUCUGAAGGCCUACACUGUUCAAGCGCACAGAGACAGCGAAGGCGGCUUUCCUUUCCCGAACCUUCAUUUGGCCCGAGCAGGACUUCCAGAUGCAGCAGACACAUUUAUAACCUUCCUCUACUGAGCAGAUGCCUGAUUCCUGCUUGCCGAGUCCAGCUGCGCUGAUGCUGGGUCGUGCUCCAGGCCUGCUGCAGGCUGGGUGAUUUCUCGCCUCACCCUGGAAUCUGCUCUCAGCCAACAGCAAGUGCUUUUGGAAACAGUGCAGAAGCAUUGCUUUGCUUAUGGUGUUUUUGUUAUUUAUGGUUUUAGAAUGAUGUGGCGUACAUUUUGUUGACAAUCUCCUUUGAAAAAAGCUGCAGACUUUUCAUUUUUGAAUGUACUGCUUAUAAGGUGUGUCCUGUUUGUUUUCGUUCUGUUACACCUAGGGUGGGCUCAUUUCAGCUAGGUGUCUUGGGCGUUAGCUCAGAAUAACAAACACGUCCUGUUUCCCAUGGGGUUUUUUUUCCAGACCCCUGGUUAUAUCAAGUUAAUUCCGUUGCCAAAACAGACAGACUGCAGUGAUUCAGGAUGUUCAUUUUUUUUUUAGCAUGCCCUUGUAUUUAUUUGUUUGAAAGAUGCAUUUAUCCAAGGCCACCUAUAUUUCUCACCUUGGAUUUGAACCCACAACCACGCAAUUGUCUAUUGUCUGGAGUCCUGUUCACUGCUCCCCUGUCAUUGCUCUCAGCUUCACUGAAAUCACUGGCUGUGAUGCUUUCAGUUAGGCCAUACUGCUGCUGCAUGGUCAUUAAGAUUAAAAAAGCUUUCCUUAAAAGAAGGUAGCAAUUCCUUUCUUAUGUUACUCCUUACCUACCUGUCAUUGUCACGCCCUCUGCAGCCAGAGGGCGCUCCUACUCUGUCCUGUCCCUAGUUUCCUGCUUUGCUGUC